AGUCUCAUCCUACAAUUCAAGAGUGUCUCAGAGAAAAAAGAAAAAAAAAAAAAGAGGAAGAAGAAAAAAAAAAAACACAGAGGAGGGAUGUCUGCACUGUGAAUCUGAGGAGCAAACCCUUACUGGCACAUACAGGAUUUCAGAAUGGGAACACUGGAGUGUUUUUGAUCACUGACAGCUGCAGGUGGAGGAGUCUUUUUGUUGUUGUUUUUUUUUUUCUCCCAUCACAAUGUGCGACGGAUGUAUGUGGGUCGGAACCCAGUUUAUGUUCAUUAGGGAUACAAGGACUGGCAACUUAUCAGCAUGAUUUACCGAGGGCUGGAAAACUGAUAUCAAUGUUAAAAUCGACCCUGGAGGGAGGACCAUGGCGAAAAGGAAGGGACUGUUAUUUUCACUGCUGUACUUUAUAGCAGAGUUUUGGCUCACUUCACAGCAAGUACUAAGAAUUGGUAAGCAGAGAGAUUUACUCCUUUUUUACUUCUCCACUACAGUGCAGGAUUUUUAAACUUCAAUAAUAUGCUGAUUAUGAGACCCUGAUUGAAGUCUAUUUUCCUAUCCAUCCCUUUGACUGUGGAAAAAAAGAGGAGAGUGACCGUUUGUGGCAUGACUGUAAUGUAUAUUAUUUGUAAUUUCUAUUGCAUGUCAACAUUUUAUUAAAUGACCUUCAGCCAGGAUAAUUAAUGCAUGGAUUAUUGGACAUUAUGUCUAUAAUUUUGUUGAAGCAGCAGAACAUUUACCUCCUGUUAACAUCCAUUUAAAUCCAGAGAAAGGACUCACUGUGUGUUCACAUGUCAUUAUGUGGAGAGCUAGUAUAGAGAGUCUCUAGAUGUAAAAUGUCCUGUAGAAACUUUCGUGUUGCUGAGAUGUCCCUGCAGUUUUCUUACAGAUCUCACGACUGGAUUCUCUUUUUUUUCGUGAGGGAGGAUCUGAGGACAGAGUGCAGGGCUGUCCACAUGAAACAGCUCUAUUGGUUUUCAUCAAAAUCAUGUUAAUCCACUUUGGUUGGCUGAUGCCAGAGUCUCUAUCUCUAUUCCUCCAUGUUGACAGUGCUGGGCAGAGGCAGAUGAGCGAUUAGGUUAGCCCACUGCUGCGUCUUAUUGCAUGUGUGUUCAGGAUGAUUAUGCCUUUGCGUGAACUCCAUUUAAUCAAACUUUGUUUGAUGUAGUUCCUCUUGACCUAACAUACUCAAAAGUAGUUAAGUCACUGUGCAUUUUUGUUCUGAUGACCUGUUACAUCUCUGUACGAGGAUCUGAGCCCAAAGUUUUCAGUUAAGCCUUUGAGAGUAGACAAGAGCUGCGCUUUCAACUUUAAUCUGCACUUGUAAUUAGACAAACAGAGCUCCAACUAUCCCCCUCUGAUUUCUGAUGUAACUUCUGUAACAAUGAGCCGGUGUUUGGUGGCAAAUUAAAGCUGUCUCCAUCCCUCCCAUUUGUUAUCCACUCCUCCCUCUCAUGAGGAGGAAGAUUGCAUCACGAAAAUGCCUUUUUCAAUUUAGGCCUCGGGACUCUCUGCUCCGUGCAAUGCCCAGGGCGACUCUGUUAUUUUCUCUAAACUUCAUCUAUUUCUAAAGACUUCAACCAUCCGGCUCGUGGCGUUGCUUAACUUCACAGACUAAUAGGCCAGCGCCGCCUCUCUGCCCUGACAGUCCUGAUCUGUGCUCUAUAUUGUUAAUCUCUCUAAAUCAUCUAUCACUCUCUGAGGCCACCUAAUCUUUGUCAUUCUCCCCAUGACCCGCACACAUCCUAAUCUCCCCCAUAUGGUGUGUGGCUCGGUUAAAUUAACAUUUCUCUGUCUUGGCAAGUGUUGGUAUCAGAUUGUGACUGGCUUCGCCUCUUUUCAAUGGGUUGGUAAUAAUGGUAAAUCUUCUCUCCUGAGCCCAACUAAUACUAACUAAUACUAAUCUUCUUUAUGCAGAAAGUCUCUUCCCCAAAUAUGGUACUUAAGCAGCGACCAAAUCUCAUCACUUGGGAGCAUGCAGAGGCAGCAGCUUGUGGUCUGGCCUCCACUGUGUUUUUGUCGUUUAUUUAAGUCCUGUUUACCUCGGGCUUGCUUGCUUGAUGUGUUUAUAACAUAUAUCGUAUAUCUCACUGAGCAAUAGAUGGCUUUUAGACGUCUAGUUUUUUUGUUUUUGGACCUAAUUUUAACCGUCUAGAUUCUGUAUAUUUUUAGACGAAAUUUAGACGUUGCACUUUAACCCAUUAUUCGAUGACUAUUUAUUUCAAAAAGCAAAAGUGAGUUGCAUAACUGAUCUCCAAGUACUUAAACAAAAUAAUUAUGAUAGCCGUUGAGCAAUAAACUGUGUAGUAUAGAUAUAGCCCAGAUUUAGACUUGAUCGAACCUUGGUCCAACAAACGUCGGACAUCGAAGAGACGUGCAGAUGAAGUCAGUAUUGGGUCGGUCCGUCAAAGACCACAUCUAGACAUCAGUGCGACAUGCAAAAUAGGUUAGAAAUUUCGACGUCCAAAUUGGACGUUUUUUUAGACAUCACUCUGACGUUUAGAAUUUGGACGUCAUCUGAAGACCAAAUCUAGACGUCGGCACAACGUGCAAAAAGGAUCCAAGAUUUAGACGUCAUUCUUGGACCUCUUUUAGACGUUGAAAUGAUGUCCACAUUUGUACCUCAUCGUCAAAAAAAUAUGUUAAAUAGAUGUCAUUUCGACGUCGCAUUGCGCAGUUAGACAUCAAAAAACUUUUGUUUAUAGACCUGAUUUUAGACCAGUCCUCUAGGCUACAUUUAGAUGUCUAUUAGACCUCUUUUAGACCAAAAAACGCUCAGUGGGAUCAUUCAUCCCAUAUUAUGUGAAAAUGUGCUAUCAGCGUCCUCUAACCAAAGAGACCAGAUCUAGUGGAUCUAGUGGAUUUGACACUCUCUAUGAUCCUGAUUUUCACUCUGAAUGUUUUGGUGUUGGGUCACAAGCAGCUCUGCUACAAACAGAGAAAGCUCAGUCCUCCACAUCAAACGAAGAUAGUAGACUGGUCAGGACCUCCUCAUUCAUUCACACUCUGGCACCGGCCCAGGUUGGAGUGGAGCUGGUGGUGUUGUUGAGCUGGGGGGUGGGGGGGUGGGGGGUCUCACUGGGAACUUGCCCAGGAUGGGGAGCGGGGCAGAAAGCAAAACACUACGUCAUUGUGUUCCUCGGCCUUAAAAGACUUCCCUUCAUGAGAUAAUGGCACAGAGUCCCGAAAUCGCAGAUUACAACCAGCACCCACAGAUCCGUUUCUUAAUGUGAACUUCUUACUUUGGGUUUCUGGAUUCGAAAAGGUCCGAGCAGCUGCUUAAACCUGAUCCCUGUUACCCUUCCUGCUCUCAGCGCUGAAGUGAGGAACAGAAGUCUAUCGCCUACGGGUUUCUCAGCACACGCCUGCAGCAUGAGCGCAAUCUUUUGUUUUCGUGACCUCCUAGCAUGCAUCACCCCACAGCAUUGUCUGGCCUAUUAAAGAUGAGAUGGAAGCUCAGUGAUCCUGAAAAUUAUAUUUGAAAGUCAUCAUUGUUAGCUUGACGAUUAGCUUUCAUUCCUCUUUUCUUUACUAGUUUCAUUUAUCAUGACGCUCUAACACGGACGACCACACUCUGAUGUGUCGAAAUAAUACAGAAGAUCUUUCUUUGAAAAGAAACGAAGGGUUUAAUUUUCCAAAUCUCAGGAUUGUUGUGAAUCACUUUAUUUUUCAGAUCAAAAUCGAGAUGAUUGCAUUGAUUGUAUUCUUCGUUAUUUUCACAGCACAGUUGAGUCUCUUUUUCAAAACGAGACAGAUUAGUGAUGACUUUGAUAUUAGGCCUCCAGAGUCAAACUGGUAAUUAUAAAAAGUUUAAACUAACUCAGACGGCUCUAACUUUUUUGUCUGUUUAUUCAUUUGCUCGUUAAUAGCCUCCAUUGAUCCCCUGCGCGGUCUGCAAACAUACAGUGUGGGAGUCUUAUUCCCCUUUUCAUCUUCGUCUGAAUCAAAAAACAAAUCCAAUCUACAGUGUUGGUUCGUCCUGUGAAAUGGAGAUGAGCGGAAUAUAAAGAUGCACCGAGCCGUGAUCCCAUGACCCAUUUUUGAGCUACACCCACAAAAACAGGACCAGACAGACAGACAGGGCCGCUUAAAGCUCGUGUUCAGACGGGUUUGUUUACAGGAGACAGCUUCAUGUCGCAAAUGCCACAAAGGAUGGAGAAAGAUUUCAGUUCAUUUAAUAUUUAUUCUAAUGUUAAGGAUGUGAUAUGUCAGGGACUGCGUGAACUCAAAGAAAGGGUGGAGGCAUGUGCCAGACUUUGUAGGGAGGAGAUCAGAUCUAAGAUUCAGAUCUUAUCCAAGAAACUCUUGAACAUAAGUUCAACUCUGAAUCAACAAAAGAUCUAAAAUAGACAAAUAAAAAAAUAUCCCUCAAUGUUGAUAGGACUUUGAAAAAUAAAAGACAAGUAGUGAGGACUUUCUGUUUGUUGUGAAUCAGACACAAGGCGGCACUUUUAUCUAAAUCUAGGUUUAAAUGAAAACGCCGCCUUGUGUCUCCCUAAAGUUUAUAAAUGUUUCUAUGAAAGCAGAAAUAUUCAUCCUUGCAGACUCGUACAGGAAAAGCCCUCCUCUUGCUAAAGCUAACGAGCUAGUCAGAAGUAAGAAAACUUUGUAUCAGUUAGGGCUGCACGAUUAAUCAAUUUUAAAUCGUAAUCAGGUUAUCUGUAAUCGGAUUAUUAUUUGCUGCAAAGUCUGCAAAGUCUGUCUGAAGGCGGUAUCAACCUGUCCACACGGAGACAAAUUGUCGUAGCUGCGUUUCAUCCACACGGAAAUGGCAUUUCAGGUGACUGUAAACUGUACUUUUUGAGAACGGGUCAGGGAGUGCAUAAAUUCAUAAACAACGACCAUUUCAUCUCUGAGUGGAUGUCUAUCUGCAUCUCUCAAAACAAUUAUGUAACAACGGCGUAACUCUUUUAUGGCACCUGCGCGUGUCCGGCCAAAACAACCUUUAUACCAUAGACUGUAUAUAGAAUGGAACAGCACUCUCUGGUGACGGGAUGCAGUAUAGGUCAUAAAUCCCGCCUUCUCCAGCAAUCCCUAUGGAGCUGUGGACAAACAUUAGGAAUUUAUUACACAGAAUAUAAAUUUUUCUCCCCCCUGGUUGCGAUGCUGAUAUGUAGUUACAGUAAGACUGGUUUGUGCUCAAGUCCUUUUUUUUCUGUACAGCUCCAUUUUUAAAAGUUAUAAGGGGGUUCAUGUUUUCUAUGAUUGACACCUGAUACAGCCUAUGGGCGUACAGAGAUUGCGUAGCUCAUCCAGGGGGGAUAUGCUGUUUGAGCCGAGCGUCAUCGACUCUCCCGCCGAACAACGCUACUACGCAAGUGGUGGAGUGUGUACAACGCUACUGCACAAUGUUCGUUUCAGGAAGAGGAGAGAAAUAGGAGGAAUUACCGAGCGCUUUUCGGCUUCAAAUCUGUAUACUGGCUGAAGGCGGAACCAAUUUGUCCAUAGUAUAUACAGUCUAUACUUUUUAUGUAUGCUCCGUAUUCUCCUUGUCUUUUGUGCAUUUCCUCAGCCGUGUUACAGCACCACUUACUGGCUUGGCAUAUGCACUACAUCGUUUUUAGUGGUUUUGUUUUGAGAGAUGAUAGAAAAAAGUAUUAUUAAAGCAAAGUUUGGUGAAGUUGUUACUGAAUAAAAAAGUCGAAAUUUGAAUUUCCGAGAAAAAAAAUCAAGAUUUUAUCUUCGGCUGAUAUCGUGCAGCCCUAGUAUGCUGCUCUCUUCACUCAUUCAAAGUCUUCCUGCACCAUCAGUAAAGCAGAGCAUGUUUCUUUGGUAUUUCCAGCUGAAUACUUUCAAAACUUAGCUGUUGCUUUAUCAACACACCCGCUUUCAUCACCAAAUUCAUGAGAUUUUUUGUGCUGCAAUCAAAGCUUGUUAAUUUCGGAGGUGUUUUAGCGACAAAUUUCAAGUUUCUCUGCUUGACAAGCCGAGGAGUACCGUGAACGUGGCUCUGGAAAUGAACACAGGCUCAGUCUAAUACAACAAAGUCGUGAACGCCUUGGGUAGACACAAAUUAAUUAUUUUCCUGGUGAUACGCUGGCGUGUUUGGAGAGACUUUUAAUUGAAAUACAUGAAAAGAUAGGACCAUGACUUCUGCUCCUCUCUAAACCACAAAAAUUUAUGAGAAAAUUCUGGACAAAAAAAAAGAAAUUAAAAACGGAGUAGGACUGCUGCGUCGCUCCAGAUGUCUAAGUGGGUGAUGGUGAUCACAGGGAUGAUAAUAACCGAGCUUUACUGCUCUGCUGAACAAUGACAAAGCUAACAGAUGGAUUAUUUAUCUCCUGACACAGACCUACAUGUUCAGCCAUUAUAAACACAGAGAGUAUAUAUUUUACAGUAGAGUUUAGCUCAUGUGCACCAGAACCCUUAGUGUUAAAUUUCAGACAAACUGCUGUCAGGCUGAAUCCCCCCGUGCCGCUCUGUGAAAAUCAAGAAACUCAUUUCACUUUAAGCAGAAGUUGAAGAUCUUAUCUCAGGUGGAAAUGAGAAGAGAUUAAUCUGUUUUCUUCCUGUGGGACGUGCAUUUCCACCAAGCUUCAGAGAGGAAAUGAAUAAGUGAACAGUGCAAUAAAACAGAUAUAUUUGUCUUCUGCUGACAACUCAACUUUCUGUGUGAAUACUCGAUACAGAAAACCUUUCAACCACUGUCAUUCGAUUGUACAGAGCAGCCUCCUCCAUGCUUCUUCUUCUUCGUCUGUUUUUAUUGAUAACUUGAGCUUAAAGCCUUUUGUUGGAUAGUUAAUGAGGUUACAGUCAUUCAUGCUGGUGGAGACGGUAAAUUAAAUGGACGAGGCUGUAAUGGCAUAUCUAUUAAUUAUUAAAAAGGACUGAUAAAUAUGGAAUUUUAAUGCUAGCUUUAGAUCAUUUAAGGAGGGUUGCGAAGAGCGCCUCAGCUCAUGUUUUAUCUUUUAUUCGCUUUUCAUUCAUUUGCAUCAUUUUCCAUGUAAAUUCACUCCGUGGAUGCACGCAGCGCAUUUUUGGAGCUCUUGCAUCAGUGUGGAUGCAUAUCAUUUAUGCACAUGAUUAGAGGUCAGCUGCAAAAAUAUAAACAGAAAAUUUGCAGCAGCUAUUUUUGCUUCACACACAAGCUGGAGUGUGAGGAGAGAAGACUGGAUCAGUGACACCUGGAUUGUUUUUGUUGUUUUAAGUGGUGCCCGGGCAAAUCUCAAGUUUAUUUCAGUGUUUAUAUCCGACAGCUGAAAGGGGAAAGGUGGUGCUGAGAUGGAAAAAGAUAUUCCGAGCAAAUUCAGAAGAAGGUUAUUGUAUUUUGGCCUGAGAAUUACAUUCAAGCGGACAGAAUUAAGAACUCGAACAGGCCCUAGCAGCUGCUCACUGAAGCUUGGUAACCAUAAUUGGGAUUGGCACUUUCAAGCAUGCUUUUAGUGACCAGGGAGUCCAGACAAGGCUCUCUCAGUUUGGGGUUUGGGGCUAAGCUACAGCAAAGAAAAAGGUCAUUCACAAUCAAGGUCUCAAGGGGGGCUUUUUAAAGGCCCUUUCUCCUUCCAAAUCAAUCACAAUUUCACAGGCAAUUCUUCAAAGAGUGUUACAGAGAGCUGUGACCUAUUGCCAUCUGUAGCCUGUGUGCUGAAGUGAGGCCAUUUGCAAACUAUUGCAGAAUAGAAAUGACGGACCAGGUUUGUGUUCAGACUUAAUGUAACUAUUGAUCAACAAGUUUGCAAAUGGCAGAGCUUUUAAAAGGACCAUUUACCUUUGUUUUCUUAUGGAGACAAAUGUGUGUGUGUGGCUAAAUUGAAAACAGAUUAUCGUACAUUUAUUUAAAGAUAAACAGACUAAAUUACCCAAAUUAUUCAGCACUGGCUCUGUUCCUGCAAUUAUGUCGAUUCAGUUUGAACAAACACUGAACCCUGAUUAUAUUUUUCAGAUACUCUGUCACUAAAGCGCCUCAUUUUAUAAGUGAACUCUGUUUGAAAGGUUAGGCUGAGAGAAAAGGACACUGAGUCUCCAACAAGUCUGAGUGUAGGUGGUGACAAUCCAGCGUAUUCCUGCCUUUAAUCCUAAUGUUUUUAAAGCUGCUCUUUAUGAAAUAUGAAACAUUAUACAGAAUACAUUCGUGCCUGUCUGCAAUGAUAUAUAUUUAUAUAUGUCAAUAUAGUCAGACAUGGCAUGCCAUAUUCUGGAGCCAGGGUUUGGAUUAAGAGCUGGAUGGUUUUCAAAAUGAUCUUCUCAGCGCUGAAACAAGCGCUGCCUGUGACCCUCUCUCUCUCUCUCUCUCUCUCUCUCUCUCUCUCUCUCUCUCUCUCUCUCUCUCUCUCUCUCUCUCUCUCACACACACACACACACACAGCUGAAGUAACAGUGUUUGAAAGAAAUGUUGGUCGAAUUUUGACAGUGGUGGUCUCAGCUCAUUGAAGGGGACAUACACAGUUUUAUUGUCCAACAGCUGACCUGUUUUAUAUUUAUUAUCAACAAUCUGAAUCUGAAACAACAAGUUUGAUUAUUUGAUGAGUAAAUGAACAGAAAGGUUGUCACAGCUUUAGUUUUCUCAUGCAGGAAAACUGAACAUUAUCUUUUUUAGCUCCCACUCUGAGUGGAUCGUCUGCUUUUCUCGGUUUAAACCUUUUUUUUAAGGUUGUCCAAUCAGCUUAUUUGGCCCCCGAUCCCAAUCCGAUUUUUUAUACAUUGAGUAUCUGCUGACACCUAAUCCAGUAUGAUAACAGAGCUACACAUGAUUUAUUUCUGUCCUUUUUAAACAAAAAAUAUUCAAAUAAACAGCAACAAGACGGACAAAAACAACGACUAUGGACCGUAAAGCCAUCCAAAACCCGGACUGGUUGUUCAGAGCAUCAUUCCCACCACCUUCUCUCUAAUCUUUCUGGCCUUUUGCUCUCACACAGACAUCUAUCCUUCCUUUUCUAGACCAGAUUUUGUCGCUUCAGCACAGACGCGACCAAAUAAUUACUGCAUAAACCAGAAGUGUCUGUUGGACUGUUUUCACUUUAUGGUUUUACAUAUUUUCUCUAUAGCUGACGCUGAGCUACUCAUGUUUUGAUUUUGCCACAAAUUGAGCAGAGUUGACAUCAGAAUCAGAAUCAGAAUCAGAAGGGGUUUUAUUGCCAUUGUCGAUGAACAGGAUUCACAGACUAGGAAUUUGUUUUGGCAUGAUGGUGUAACAAUAAACAGAGAGAAAUAUAAAAUACUAGAAUAAAAACUAAUAAAAGCAUGCAAGAAAUAUAUAAAGUAUAAAAAUAUAAAGGUAUAAAAGGUUAUGUACAAUGCUAUGUGCUUUAUAUAUUUCUUGCAUGCUCUUAUUAGUUUUUAUUCUAGCUGACAUGAUGAUGAGCUUGUGAUUGGAGCGUUCCUACAAAAAAACAAUGCUAUACAUGCAGGUAUCGCUUUGGUUUUGCUGUAAAUGAAAAAUGAAAAAUGCCAAGACUUACAGUGUAUUGCAUGAUGAUGUUAAUUCACUGCAGCACCAUUAUGUCUUUGAGUCUGCCUUUCUUUCCAGUCAAAUAUGACAAAGCACCUUCUCCAUAAAUGAUGGCAGCAAUGAGUUUUACAAGCUCUGCACUCGGAGCAGUGCUAAAUAAACAAACACAAUUCAAUGUAAGAAAGAUAACUGGGUUAUGUAAAGUGCUGAAAGUCCUGUCGCUAUAAGUCAGUCCAGAAUAUAGACCAGGACUAAUCAGCUAAAGAGCAGCUUGUAGAGGUAUGUAAUUCAUAGUCAUGUCUUUUGGCAGCCAGAGCAGACACACUUAGUCCUUAACCUCUUUAAGGUAAAUUACAUCAUGUAUUGGGGCUUGACUAUGUGAUACUAUAAAUCACAGGCCAGUAGGUAAGCACUGAAGUACGAUUAUACCACAGCAGGCAGCUGUCCUGAGCUGUAAAUUUAAAAGGAUUGUAAAUAUGAGUGUGGGAGGUGAACAGGUGCACCUAUUUAUCCAUGAAAGCUUGAUGAAUUACUGCAGAGAGGGGAUAAAAACGUGGAAAUGGGAUGCUUUUAAAAGCUAAUAUAUCAGGGGUUUAGUAGAUGUUUUAGCUGCAAAACUAGACAUGUGGCGUGUCUUCUAAACUGAAUAUGCUAGUUUGGUGAAAGCAAAAGAAAUCAAACUCUUCUUCUUCUGUCUUGGUCACCUUUAAACUUUGGAAACAAUCACUACAAUGGAGGUGAAGCAAAGUCACAGGAUCAAUAUCUGUUCUGCUGUUGCCUCUGACUAAUUCCCACUCUCCUGUUCCCUCUUCCUUGUGCAGGGGGCAUCUUUGAAACGCUUGAGAAUGAGCCCAUCAGUGUGGAGGAACUGGCCUUUAAAUUUGCCGUGACCAACAUAAACAGGAACCGGACCUUAAUGCCAAACACCACGUUGACCUACGACAUCCAGAGAAUAAACCUAUUUGACAGUUUUGAGGCCUCCAGAAGAGGUAACAAUAACCGCAUCAUGGGAAAGUUUUCUUCAGCGAAAUAGAGUUGUACUUAUGAUUUUUCUCUCUUGACUCUGUUGCAUUUGUUCAGCCUGUGAUCAGCUGGCUCUGGGUGUUGGAGCUGUGUUCGGCCCCUCUCACAGCUCCUCUGUUAGUGCAGUUCAGUCUAUUUGUAACGCCCUAGAAGUCCCUCACAUCCAGACCCGCUGGAAACACCCCUCAGUGGACAACAAGGACAGCUUCUACAUCAACCUCUACCCCGAAUACACGUCCAUCAGCAGAGCUGUGCUGGACAUCGUUCAGUACUACAAGUGGAAAACGGUCACUGUCGUCUAUGAGGACGCAACUGGUGAGUGGAGAUGGGAGCUGAUGACAGGAGACAUCUGGUGUUAAAUCCAGAGGGAGGAUCGGUAAUGAAAACAGCAGCAAAGCAUAAAGAGACAACAGCAGCAUAUGCCAGCACUGAUUAAAACAUAACAGCAGCACACACUGUAGUGUCACAUUAUAUCCUAUAUUUAAACUGACUGCCAUAUGAGUGCAUUCACAAAAGUGGCGGCUUUAUUUGUGGCUGAGUAAAUACUGUGCAGCUGUUUGUAGAAUUCACAACAACCACAUGUUUGAGUGUUAAUCAGGAACACAGCCAUUGGUGAGAGGUGAGGAGGGAUCUCUGGGAGCAGUUUUAAUCUCCGUUGUUUGGACUUUAUGAAAUCUAAUUUGCUCCUCAACUGACUGAUUAUCUGCAAUUUAAAAGAAGCUGCUUAUACAACCUUCAAACACACAAUCUCACAGAUUUACUGAACACAGAGAUGAGAUACUAAAUCACUACCAGUGUACUCAGACAUCAGACAUCACUGAUGAAGUUCACGGUACUGCUGUCAAACCGAGAUAAACAAUAAACAUUUGUAGGUAGAAGAAAAUUGUGUUUCUUCUCAGACUGUUCAAUAAGGCCCAGAUUGGAUAUACAUCAACUCUCCAAACCAUAGCAAUUAACUCUACAGAAAUAAUUAAACACUGCUCCUACCUUUGGAUCCAUUUUGUUAGUAGACUUCCACCCCAAGUCCCUCAACCUGCAGUCCCAGCAGCACCUGGUUUGAGGUCCAGAUCCGUCUCUUCUCCAGACGUCAGUUUGGGGUGAAAUCAAGAGUUGUAUCCACGGAAAAUGUCCAGAAAGAGCAGAGAUAACCCUCCAGUGUGGUGUCCAAAACAAUGCUUUACUGUCACAGUACAGUAGACUGUUUAGAAAGUCCCGCGAUAGCUUGCUUGCUAGUUAGCUCCGUUUACUGAUAACAAUGUCAUAUGCUAAAGCAGUGCUAAACUACUUAAUCCUAAAGUUUUACCUUAAAACUUUUUUAGUUCUUUGUAUGGCGUUUGAGUUUGUCGAUUCAUGACACAAAACUUUGGGCCAACCACAAACGGCAUCUGUCUUCCUCUGUCAUGAACGGCGAAGCUAAUGGUAUUCCGUUGGACUGUGCUUCGGUUAAAUUUUUAUAUAGGAUAUUAUCGUGGGAGUUUCCAAUCCAUCAGUUUAUGAGCGUAGAGACAAGCGCUUUGAAUUGUCGUGCUUGGUAACAAAUCUCGACCGCUAGCAAAAUGAUAUAUAACACCUACUGUUGCUCGACCACGUCUAAGUAAAUCACAGAAAUUUAUGGCAAAAAAGUUGACCACAUACACCAAAUGUAGGAAACGGAAAUGAAACGUAUAAGAAGGGAUAAAGUGAAACAGUUCUUGGUGAAGUUUAAAAAUGUUGAUAUUAGAUAGCACUGCGUCUUUAGCUGACUUUUUAUUUCAACGGUUUUAAAGCCAAGAAGAAAGUAGGAGUUAAUGUUGAUGGAGUGAAGCGAGGAAGUGAUAUUUGUCGCCCUCCUGUGGUGGCCCUGGAGAACUGUAGCAUGGUAUAUAUUCUGGCAUUGCUGCUUCAGUUAGCAUUUUUAGAAGCAAUCAGACGCGAACACAUGAUAAAAUUGAGUUUUUCGCAUGGCAGCAGCUCAAAAUUAUUCUUUCAAGUCAUCUGAGUCGACCACCGUAAUGAAGUUCGACCGAGUUUUUGCUGAAGCUUAUUACCGUUGGUGUUAGCGACAUCAACCAGGCUCAACUGAUAGGAACUGCGACACCCACUUUUGAUACUUGUAGUAGAAAGACUUCGCCCUCUGGUGGUCAAAAUGAAAAACAGCGGGAGCGUUAUUGAAGUUGGCGUUUCCAUUACAUUUUUUCGCAAAAUAAAAGCGAUGUUUAUCACAUUUCGACAAAGUACAAUUGCGAUUUGCGGGUCUUUCCACUGAAUGGUGUUCAGUACAUAAGCGAGCCGUCAGCCUCUCGCGAGCCGUGUUUCAAUGACCGUUGCCUAGCAACGAGGUAAACUUCCUGCCCGUGCGACCUCGUAUUCCUUAAGCCUUUUUUCCACACCAACAUGGACGAGACACUAAACAUUUUGCGUUUUGGAGCAGCUAUUUCUGUGACCAUUACUGCUGUUGCCGCUGCUGUCAUCAGAAGACGAAGGCAGCGGGUGAUAAUUCAAAGGCAAAGCCCGUAUGUAUGGGAGUGAACACGGAUGAGGGAUUUCUGGGAGAGGACCGUUAAUGAGGAAUUCACAGACGAAUUGUGGAUUCAAAACUUCAGAAAAAUACAAAUACAAGUCAAAACUUCAGAAAUAACUCCGUCUCCUCCCCCGUCCACACAUAACGCGCCAUCUUUGCUUGAAAUGAACUGGUCAAAUGACUCGCUACGUCACGUCCGGUGACAGAGAAUUGCGAGAAUAGUGUUUCCAUUACACUUUUGCGAUAUACUUAUACACGUCUGAAAAACCACCUCAUGAGAGCGUAAAAACUUUUUAGCGAUAUUUGAGAGGUUUUUCGAAAUUUAAGUGUUUCCAUUACCAGUUUUCUAUUGCGAUAUUUAGGUUUUGCGCAAAUCUAUGGGUAAUGGAAACGCAGCUGUGACCAUCCUUUAGGUGCAGAAGAUCCAGUAGAAGUUUAAAAAAAUAAUUAGGGUAUUUCCUUCUUGCGGAUUUGUUUUUAUUAGCCUUUAAAAAAUUAUUUAUUUUCUAGUGCAACCUUUAAAACCAAGCUAGCUAAAACUGCCCCGCUAAGACUGAACAUGUUCAACGUUUCAACAUUAUUCAUAAUUGUGUAGGUUAAAUGUCUGUUUCAAUCCAUACUUUUUCCACUUGGACCCGAGCCACAUUACUGGAUAGACUGAAGCCCCCUCCCCACUGUCUGUUUCCUUUCAAUAACCAUAUGCAGCUCUAAAGAGGCUUUGACUGAGCCCCAGUAGCUAAAACUGGAUUAUGGUAUUUUGGGAUACUUACAUAAAGAAAACUAGAUUGUAUGUGCUAAUAUUGCAUCUAAUCCUGCAGAAUAUAAAUUUAUUGAGGUUUUUUUGCUCUAUUUUAUUGUGAUUUUAAAGUGAAGAAAUGAAAUGGUGGCACACAGGAUGUUGUCUUAUAUUUCUAUGGGUUUUCCAGUUUUGUGUUGUGCAUUCAUUCAGUCUUUUUAUCUGAGGUACUUGAAUAUAGGAUGGUCUUACAGUUGCGUCUUACGAUUGUUGUCAUGUAAUUACAGGACUUAUCCGUUUGCAAGAACUGAUCAAAGCUCCAUCCAGAUACAGCAUUAAAAUCAAGAUUCGACAGCUGCCAACAGGAAGUAAAGAUGCCCGUCCUUUGUUGAAAGAGAUGAAGAAAGGAAAGGAGUUUUAUGUCAUCUUUGACUGCUCUUACCAAACCUCAGCUGAUGUUCUCAAGCAGGUAAAUAACACAAAGCCCACGCGCUGAGAGCAGAGAUACUUUUCUCAGGGUUUAGCUCAAUGCCAAAGAUUGAUCUCUGUGAUAUUCUGACUCUUUCGUUGCUUUUGGUUGAUAAGUCACGUUCUGUCACCUUCAGAAUUGCCUCUAUUUUAAUCCAGAAAAGCUGCACAGAAGAUUUAUUAGAAGCAUUAAUGACUCUUACUUAUUUCAGAUACUUGCUUAUUAAAACUGUUCGUAUGUAUCUGUAAUCUGCACUUGUCCUGGGUAAAGACAUGAUUGGCUCUGGGCCUCUAGGACAGAAAACAGGGCUGUUCUGUGAGGGUCAGACUGUGGUGUGAGUGUUUGGUUUUUGAAGGCAAACUCAUGAACCACUCUUUCAUUUCUGGUUCUGUUUAGAUCUUGUCCAUGGGGAUGAUGACUGAGUAUUACCACUUCUUCUUCACUACAUUGGUAAGAGGAUUGUUGCUGAGCCACAUGUCUGUCAUUGUUCACCUCCAGAAUUUGUCAAAGUCUCUUAAUUUUAAAAAAAUGUACGCAGGAUGAUGACUCUUGAGAUUUCAGACUAUUAAGACUGACAUGCAGUUUAGUCACAUGCACCAUAAUUACUGCUCCAUCCUCUUAAUUAAGUCUUUGUCGUGUUUGUGUGUGUCACCCACAGAUUCUGUUAAGCAAAGAUUAUUCAGAUUAACUUAAACAUCCGUGGUGUGUUUCAUAAUAAGAUUUAUGGAUGUUGUCUGUGCCCUUGGCGUUACUCCGUGCUGUUAUACUGUAUACAGUCCCAGUGUUUCAGGACAGAUGAUGAUGAUCGUGUGUGUUACGUACAGGAUCUGUUUGCCCUUGAUUUGGAGCCUUACCGCUACAGCGGAGUCAACAUGACAGGCUUCAGACUGCUGAACAUCGACAGCCCUCAGGUGGCCUCGGUGGUGGAGAGGUGGGCCAUGGAGCGACUGCAGGCGCCCUCCAAACCUGAGACCGGGAUGAUGGAGGGGAUGAUGACCGUGAGUUCACCUUUACCUCCUUACCUUAUCUGGAAACGAAUAAUUCACCAGCAUCCACAUUUGGUUUCUGUAUUGGUCUUGGCCUCAAAUAGCCCUCAGUUUUACAAUGAUUUAAAAGGAUGCAUGAAUUCACAUUACACCUGUUUCAUCUCACAAUCAGUGGAAAGUUUGGCACAUUCAUCUCAAACAAAAUAUGUUAUUUAUAUAAUACCAACUCUGUCUGUUAGUUAGACUGAAAAAAGUCCAGUCUAACAGAUUUCUUGAGGAGUUACCUGCAGUUUUAACAUGCAAUCAGGACCCUUUCAAAGAAUCAUCAAAGUCCUUCACCCCUUUUCUGUUUUCUGAUUUGUUCACAAUCAGAAAAGUUCUCUGAAUAGAAGUUACUUAUCAACUUCAGCUGCUUUAAGGUGCUACUUUGAUUUAUUUUCAAGCAUACUGUAAACCUUGGUGUGCUCUGACAAAACAUACGCAGCUGAGAAUGUGCGUCAACAGUUCUGAUGUGAUUUCAGAUCCAAGCUGAUGUUUAGUGACAGUCGUGUUUCUCUUACAGACCGAGGCGGCUCUGAUGUACGACGCCGUCUACAUGGUGGCUGCUGCUUCACAGCGUACCUCACAGAUCACCGUCAGCUCCCUGCAGUGCCACCGUCACAAACCCUGGCGCUUUGGAUCACGCUUCAUGAGCAUGCUCAAAGAUGUGAGUGCGCUUUAUCAAUGUGUGACACCCAUCCAUCCGUUCCUUUCACAGCCUUUAUCUCGUUUCCUCGGGUGCAGGAGCAGAAACAAUAGAGUGGAAAUCAGAUGUGAUGAACGAGGAGUGUGCACAUUAUAUUUGAAAUAAUUUACCCCAGGAGAUGGGGAUUGACGUCACGCGCUGCAGGUUGGAGGUGUCGUGGAUAAGUGGGUCAUUAGCGAGCUGCUGAACCGAGCUGUCCACUGAGAGCUGCUGCAGACUAGAUCAGAUACCAUGGCAGACAUAAUGAAAUAUAUUUGUUCAAACUUUCAGCUCAGAUUUUCAUCAGUUAAAGUUUAAAGUUGAUACAGUAGUAUCCUGAAGUGUAGAUGUGAGGUAAUUGAAAUAGAAAAGCUAUUAAAUUGUGCAUGAACUAUUGAUCUGACAGCAGACAGAACAGGAACACAGCGAGACAGAUGCCCAUUUCAGAGCAAACACUGAUAUUUUGAACAACACAGCGUCUGUCUGAUGGGAAUGAUCCUGGUUUGAUGGAGAGGCAGGCUUGGCUCAGCUAAGAUAAAUUCAUCUGGAUCUUGUCAGCUCUCUCGUUAUACCGUGGUCUUUAAUUAGAUGUUGCUUUGACAAAUUAGCUUUUUAUUAUGAGUGGAGACGGAAUAUCCACUGUGGUUAAAUCAGCGUUUCAGCUGCAAAGCCUCAGCAGAUGUUUGCUGUAAUUAGACCUGUGAUCAGCAGUUUUACACUCUGAAGAGUAAAAUAUGAGCUUCUUGUCUAUUAUUGAUGUCCACUCUGUCUCCUAUCAAAUGGACAUGAUGUCUAGUAUCAUCCCAAACACUUUUCUCUCCAGUGCAUUAGGAAUGCCCCAACCCUGACCUCAGUUACUAGACUGGAGCCAAUCACGGUUGAUGGUUUCAACCUAUCAUUUCACACUGAUCAUUAACGUCAACUACCCUGAAAUUUAUGCUAAAUCUGUCAGGGAUUGUGGUUAAAACCCCUAUACCAUAAUGUAACCAUAACAGUAAGGUUGCAUACUAUAUAAUGAAAUAUUUUCCAUUCUUAAAUAAGGAUUAUUUUCUCAUACAAAAUUUGAAGUUUUUAACAUACUAUUCUAUUGCAUUUUUAUCAUACUAUACUAUGACAUUUUUUUUCAUACUAAAAUCAAAUAUUUUUUUCAUGUUAAAAUAGAAAUUUUCAUCAUACCAUACUACAUAAUUGUUAUCAUACUUUACUAUGACAUUUGUUUAAAAGCUUCAAAUAUGAAAUUUAUUUUCACACUAAAACAUGAAACUUUAACAUACUAUAAUAUGACAUUUUUAUCGUACUAUUGUAUGACAUAUUUUUCUCACUAAAAUUUGAAUUUUUUUUUUGAAAUUUUUUAUCAUGCUAUACUAUGACAAUUUUGUCAUACUUUGCUAUGACAUUUUUUUACACUAAAAUUUAAAAUUUUUAUUUAUACUAACAAUGAAAUUUUUUACAUACUUAGAGAUGACAAUGCUUUUCAUAGUAAAAUAUAAUUUUUUUAUCAUACUAUACUGACAUUUUUAUCAUACUAUGAUAUUUUUUACACUAAAAUACGUUUGUUUUUUUUUCAAAAUUCGAAAAUUUGUACAUGCUAUACUAUGACAUUUUUAUCAUACUAUACUAUGACAUUUUUUCAUACUCAAAUAUGAUUUUUUUCACACUUUAAGAUAAAAUUUUCAUCAUAUGAUACUACGACAUUUUUAUCAUAUUGUACUAUGACAUUUGUUUUAUACCGUAAAAUAUGAAAUUUAUUUUCACACUAAAAUAUUAAAUUUUUAUCAUACUAUACUAUGACAUUCUUUUCAUACUUAGAUAUGAUUUUUUUUCUGACAUUAAAAAAUAUAUUUUUUUCCAUACUAUAUUAAAAAAAUGUUCCAUUCUAAAAUAAGGAUUAUUUUCUCAUACAAAAUAUGACGUUUUUAACAUUCUAUUCAAUUGCAUUUUCAUUAUACUAUAGUAUGACAUUUUUUUCAUACUAAUAUCUGAAAUUAUUUUCAUACUAAAACAUGAAAUUUUUAUCAUUCUAUACUUUUAUUGUUAUCACACUAAACUAUGACAUUUGUUUUAAUUCUUAAAAUAUGAAAUUUAUUUUCACACUAAAACAUAAAAUUUUAACAUACUAUACUAUGACAUUUUUAUCAUACUCUACUUUGACUUUCUUUUUUCACUAAAAUCUGAAUUGUUUUCAUACUACAAUUUGAAAGUUUUUAUUUUAUCAUACUAUUCUUCGAUUUUUUGCAAACUAUGCUAUGACAUUUUUAUGAUACUACACUGCGACAUUUUCAUUAUUCUAUACGUUUUGUUUUUUUUUGUCAUAGCCUACUAUACUAUAAUAUUUUCACCAUACUAUACUAUGACAUUUUGAACAUGCUAUACUAUGACAUUUUUAAUAAACUAUUCUAUGAUUUUUUUAUUAUACUUUAUUUUUUGCAUUGUUUUUUAUUCAAAUAUAUUUUUUAACUGGUAUUAAGUGUUUUACUCCAAUUCCUCAAUCACCUCUCACCCUUUUCAUGCGUGGAUGUUGAUUGGAAGAAGAGAAGACGAGGAUUCACAAGAGUUCUCAGUUGAUGCUCUAUUUAUUUAUUACAAUGAGUCAAGAAUGUGCAACAGAGUCUCUGGGUUCAGAAUUAGCUCACCCUAGCAAACAGACAGCUUAGAGGUCUGAGUGCUUCAGAACCCAAACUAACUUUCCAUUGAACCCUUAAUAGUUGAGGAUCAGCCUAUCUAGACAAGGAGUACGCUUCACUUGGUGUUGUCUUCACAUGCAGGCUGGUUCCUCUUUCUUCUUCACUUCUCAAACGGAUGGGUCCAGCUGUUAACCUACUAAGGAGCUGUUUUUGGGUAUUCAACAAUUAAAUCACACAUUCAUACCAAUAAAAACAUACUGUUAGCUGUUGCUGGACAAAUAAUCUAAGCAGGACAGAUGUGAAAUUUUUAUCAUACCAAAAUAUGACAUUUUUAUCCUACUAUACUAUGACAUUUUUAUCAUACUACACUAUGAUAUUUUAAUCAUACUACACUAUGAUAUUUUUAUGAUACUACACUAUGACAUUUUUAUCCUACUAUACUAUGACAUUUUUUAUCUCACUUUACUAUGACUUUUUUUUUUUUUAUCAUGCUAUAGGAUGAUACUUUGAUUAUACUAUAGUGGUACAUUUUUUACAUACUUUACCAUGACAUUUUUAUCCAGCAAAACUAUCACAUUUUUAACACACUACACUAUGACAUUUUUAUCAUACUAUACUAUGACAUUCUUAUCAUACUAAACUAUGACAUUUCUUAUCUCACUUUACCAUGACUUUUUUUAUUAUCAUGCAAUAGGAUAAUACUUUUAUUAUACUAUAGUGUUACGAUGACAUUUUUAUCAUAGUAUUAAACUUUUUUAUCAUACUAUACUUAGAUUUUUAUCAUAGUAUACUAUGACAUUUUUUACAUACUAUAUGACAUUUUUUAUCAAACUAUAAUAUGACAUUUUUUAUCUUACUAUACUGUGACAUUUUUACCUUACUAUAUUAUAUUUUUUAUCAAUACUUGACAUGACAUUUUAGACAUUAUAUCCUAGACUGCAGAGAAAGCUUUUGCUGUCUUUUGCAUUCACAGUUUGUCCUCCUGUCUUAACACUGUAGAUGCUGCCCCAUUGGAGAUUUACACCAAAGUUUGUGACAACAUGCAUUAUGAUUUGAAACAUGUUGGUUUGAAAACAGACAUUUGGAUCUCAGACAUGUCGUGGCUGAUCCUCACUGCGUUUUGGAUUGAUUCCUUUACCUCUGAAGCAGUGACAGAAAAUACCUGAGAUAUGAAAAACACUUUGUUUACUUUAAUAUGAUUAGCUUCAUAAUACUUUCGUGGUUCUCUAAGAAAGUGUGUGUGUUUGUGUGUUGUGGGACAGUUGAAGUGCCCUUCAGAAAAACAUGCUGCUGCUCUGUCACUCAGCUGCACUCUGCUCUCCUGGGGGAACGAAGGCGAAAAGAUACUCUUCAAAAUCGAUACUGUAUCACACAAGUAAUUGUUGAAGUUCAGUUUUGUGUCAUUUGGAAGUUGCAGCUCUGGGAAAGUCGUCUCAGUUCUGUUCACUCACCUGUUUAGCUGAACGUCUCCACAUUCAUGCAGAGAGCAUGUUUGAUCAGUCGAAUAACAGGCCUGGGGAAAAGUAGAUGAGUUUUUCUCAUCAUGAUACUGACAGCUUGUUCAAUUUGUUCAUGGAUGUUUGGUUUAGCAUCAGUGGGGUGUUCAAAUCUCACUCUUAUCCUUUUUAUCAUCUUUUUUCUCCAAUCUGUGAAGAUCCAUGUCAUCACCACAUGAACUGCAUGUACUGCAUGUACUACAGUAAUGACACCGACACAUGGCUGUGACAGAAACACUUCUGAAUGAUGAGAUUUGAAGAAGACACUAAUGACAGAAAUAAAUCUGGACUAAGGGGUCAGUAAGUUCUCACAGAUGAGUGUGAGAGGACUGGUCCAAGCUGACUAGUCAAAGAGCAACUUGAGUUUGCUCACCCUCCUAUAGAGCGUAUAGAUUAGAGACUCCUGACAGAGACCGUAUAACAGGGAUAACAUUGUAAUCCUGACUAUAGUGACUAUAUAGGGAUACAAACUUCUCUAUGUUUAGAACCAGUGUUAGAUUUCUAUUGAGUUGUGAUUGUAAUGACAACACAGAGUUUUAUUUUAAAGCUCCUGUGAGGAGUUUUUAACAGGUUAUGAAUCAGGCUGACGAGAUUAUCACUAUUUUUCAGUGAAAGCAGGGGACUAUUCUUGAUUCAAAAACACUUGUUACAAAAGUCAUAAAAAAAAAAAAAAGCAAAGAGAUAAAGCGCACGUUUCUCCACAGGGGGCGCCAGAAUCAGCACAAACCAAAAGUUCCCCACUGGAGCUUUAAUUCAUCAAUCAGUGGUUGUUGUUAAGAAUUAACAAAAUAAUUGGGAAACACUAAGGAUAAACAUGUUUUAUUUACUAAAUCUCAACAUCUUUAAUUGGCAGCAGAAUCCCUAGUGGGUCAAAUGAAUUAUUAAUAUUUUUGUCACUGUUUGUGCUCAAUUUUCUGAGUGUUUUCUUACCUUUUGACCAAUGAGUUAGUCUGAAUCUUCAUUUUCAUUUAAACAACUAGGAGACUACAAUAGUUGGAACAUUUAGGGAAAAAAAGCUCAACGUUUUUAUACAUUUCAUGACCUCGACUGUCAGAUAGAGAGAGCGACUUUCACUCAAAGCUUUUCCCUCUUUCUUUAUAAGACGUUUGUUCAUCCUGUGAGUUUCUUUGUGAAUUGCUGUAAUUUAGAUCUUCUCCGGUGAAGGGUGCUCUCAGACGUUUGGUGUCUGUCACUUCAGCGACAAGUUCUUUAAAAACAACAAGUAAACAGCGGCUUUAUUUCCCAAUGCAACAGACACAAUGACAGUUUAUUACAGUUGUGCUUACUCAAAGUUACUCGCAGGCCUUGUUGUGGUUGCGUUCACUCUCAGUACACAGUCACGUUUGUAGUGUGUAAUUUAACGGCAGAUGACAGUGUCGGAUAUGAGUCUGGUUGUGGUUUAGAUCUCGGGUUGAUCUUUUUCACAAAUAAGGUUGAAUCAGUAAGAAAUGUGCCUCUUCAACCGUAUUUCUUCUUGUUUGACACUAAAAUGUCAUCAACAGAAUUCAAUCAAACACACAGUUGGUAUAUUGAUUUUCAGAUAUGUCAUCAGCACAUGAUAAAGUGGCUGUUUGGCUUCCUCUGUCAGCGCGCUCUUGGAGAUGCAGCUCAUUUCUUGGAGUCCUCUGUAAGAGAGAUUUAACCUGACUGUGAUUCAGCUGAACUGCAUUCAAAUAUCCCUGAGCUCAGCUGCCCACCCGCUGCUCUCCAGUCAGACAGAGGCCAUGCCUGCCUGCUCCAUUUACAUCACAGUUUCAUUCUCACAGACACUUUAUAUUUCCACAGAGGACCCAGUGGAAAUCCAGCCAAUGCAAAAAUGUCCAUUAAGAUGCAUUGGCUCUUGUCAGUGUUCUUUGCCUAAUGUAACCCCCAUCAAUUAUUCAUCUUUGAGAAAUGUUCUCAUUUUUCCAGACUUCUGCUUCACUUUGCAUCAUGUGUGUGACAAUAAAAAAAAAACUAAGGGGGGGUCAUUGGUUUUCUCUUCUCCCCUCUCUUUCUCUCUCUCUGCUGCAGGCACAGUGGAACGGCUUGACCGGACAAAUAAUCAUAAACAAGACGGACGGCCUGCGGAAAGAAUUUGAUUUAGAUGUCAUCAGCCUGAAGGAGGACGGCUUGGAGAAGGUGAUCUUACUGACCUGAGCUUAUACUGUCAUUGUAAACAUCUACAUAAAACUGAAGAGAGAAGAAAAAAAAAGUGUGUGUAUUGUAAACUUUGUUUUCCAGAAGUUUAAGUGAGGUGACUUCUCUGUGCUGCAACAUUAUUCAAUGUUUACGAUCAUUAAUAGGCGGCGUUAUCUAUAAAUCAGAUGAAGUUCCAGCAUUUGUCUUUUUGUUUUUGUUUUUAAUCAUUUUGGUUCAGGGCUCUGUGAUUAAAAUGCUUUCUCUUUAUUAUUUCUGCAAGACCAUCGCAGGCAACAACCGCCUGAAUAAAGUGUGGAAAAAGGUCUGUACUGCAGCUGCCCUGGCAGACUAAGAGAAUCUGAAAGUGUUCGUGAAAUGAGCUCUACCUGCUGCCCUCUGUGACGUGUCCCUGCUGUUUAGAAAAUUAGGCUUUAGAUACAGAUAGAAAGAUCGGUUUAGCGUUUCUGUGCAGGACGUAGUUGGUAACAUCGUUGUGUUUUGUGCUCUUUUCCUGUUUUUCCCUCACACAUACUUAUUUGUCCUACUUGAUCUUUCCCCUUCUUUGCGCCCAUGACUUUGUGGAGGUGCCUCAGACAAACUGUAGAUCUUCACUCUCCUCACGUUGUGGUUAUCUUGAUGUUUUAUUGUCUGCAGAUUGGUGUGUGGAACUCCCAAACCGGCCUUAAUUUAACUGAAACCAAUAAGGACUCAUCCACCAACGUGACUGACUCCAUGGCCAACAGGACCCUCAUCGUCACGACGAUUCUGGUAAUGAGAGACAAACCCUUUUUUGUGCUUUAUUUCAUGAAUGGCAGCAGUCAUAUGUUGGUCCUCAUGAAACUAACAAGGUCUGUGCUGCUUCAGGAAAACCCGUACGUCAUGUAUAAAAAGUCUGACAAGCCUCUUUAUGGAAACGAUCGCUUUGAGGGCUACUGCCUGGACCUGCUGAAGGAGCUCUCCAACAUUUUGGGCUUCUCCUACGAGGUGAAGUUGGUGUCUGAUGGAAAAUACGGAGCUCAGAAUGACAAAGGGGAGUGGAACGGGAUGGUGCGAGAACUCAUUGACCAUGUGCGUACCGAUUAAUAAUAAAACUGAGAGAAUAUCUGAGCGUAUACAUUUCAUCCGUGUUUGAAUGGAGCUCCGGUUGACGCCUUUGUUCUGUGCUAGGUGGCUGACCUUGCUGUGGCCCCUCUCACGAUCACAUAUGUGAGGGAAAAAGUGAUCGAUUUCUCCAAGCCCUUCAUGACUCUGGGGAUCAGCAUCCUCUACCACAAACCCAACGGCACCAAUCCAGGAGUGUUCUCCUUCCUCAACCCGCUGUCUCCUGAUAUCUGGAUGUAUGUGCUGCUGGCGUGCCUGGGUGUCAGCUGUGUGCUGUUUGUUAUUGCCAGGUAAACCCGAACAAUCCUUCAUUUCAAGGGCUGUGUAGUUGUUGCCUCACACUAGACAAGCCUUGCCUUGAAAAAUAGCCCUUUAGAAGCGAGAAUCCAAACAGAGUAAAAAGGUGAAUAUAAAGGAUAAACUUAAUGCUAUUUCAUGGCAAAGGAAUGGUUCAAUUUAAGCAUGAAUGCACCUGAUAUGAGGGUCAUAUUUUCAACCUUAAAGAGACUGAUAUCGUUUAGCCAGAAGCAAACUCAAAGGAGCAGAAAUGUGAAUAUUUGUCAAAAUCUAGUAGGGCUGGGCGAUAUGGCCUCAAAUCAGUUCCAUAAUAUAUUGAUCAGUUCACCUCGAUAACGAUAAAUGGACGAUAACUACUCCACAAGCUGCUCACCCCCUCCCACAUUAACUUCAUCUACUUCAGCCGCUACAACUUUUGAACCGUCCUCCAUCUCCUAACCUGUCUUUCCCUCUUUGUUACGGACUGGAUGGGGUGGAGUCACGUCUCUGAUGUAGGACAGCGUCUUAAAGGGACAUGAGACCAUAGCCUACCUACACACAUCCAAAACCAACUUUGAUUUAUUUAUUUUUUGACCGAUAUGGACAAAAUGACGUCAGUAAAUGUCGUAGAUUUUCGGUAUUGGAAAGUUUUUGGUUUAUCGCCCGGCCCUAAUAUCUAGCACACAGACUUUAGACUAAAACACUCCCUGCUUGCCCUUCCUGUUGGUGAUGCAAUAGUGGCCUUUAGGGACAAAAAGCUGCUGUGCUGUAAUGCAUGAUGAGUAUGAUCCUCAAUUUGUGGUCAAAUUACAACAAAACAGUUUGUAUCUCCUGCAACUGAACACGGGUUUACAAUCAUUUGGAAAGGAAUUAAUUCACAAGUCUUCAAUAAUGUUAAAAUAUUAUAUGAUCUUUUCAUAUCUUUCUCUUCUUCCCCAUCAGGUUCACUCCCUAUGAGUGGUACAACCCUCAUCCCUGUAACCCGGACUCAGAUGUGGUUGAAAACAACUUCACUCUGAUCAACAGUGUCUGGUUUGGAGUCGGAGCACUUAUGCAGCAAGGUACACUGGUUUGGCAUGUUUGGUAUUGUCUGGUAGCUCAUCUUCAAACCACAAAAUUAACCUUCUAAAAACCCGGGUCCGCCAAUUGGGGGAACCUAGCUAAUGCAGAACAAUCGCAGAGCCACCACUGCGCUAUUUCUGACAGAAUAUUGUGAAGUAAUAUGUCAAAUUAAACCGCAGAAGCUGGCCUACAACGUGUAAAACCAUGUUUAUAUGACCAAAACACAGCCCAAACACUACUCAAAUAAACAACUAAAUAUCAAACUUUAUGAAGUACUUCUGUGUGGACCCAGUCACCACAUUUCUGGCUCAUAUACUACUGUACAUGAUCCAAAACACAUCAGCUACCGCUCAUUUGAGAGCACACUACCAAGAUACACAGAAGCAUGGCAGAGAAAGACGCCGAAAACGACCAAAGUCCAGCAAACACAGACACCGCUUGGUCAAAACAUGGUUGUAAAUUUCUUAUUAUGAACAUACAUUUUGAGCAAAAUCCAACAAAAAGGCUUGGUUUUUAGAAGGUUAAAGGCCUGCUGAGGAGGUCGUUGACGGAGCUUAUUUUCCCCUCCAAUUUAUAAAUAAUCCUAAUGUUCCUUUUAUUUCUCCCCUCGAAGGAUCUGAGCUGAUGCCUAAAGCCCUCUCUACGAGGAUCGUCGGUGGGAUAUGGUGGUUCUUUACGUUGAUUAUAAUCUCCUCCUACACUGCCAACUUGGCUGCCUUCCUCACUGUGGAGAGGAUGGACUCGCCAAUCGACUCUGCAGAUGAUUUGGCCAAACAAACCAAAAUAGAGUACGGUGCUGUGAGAGACGGCUCCACCAUGACUUUUUUUAAGGUAACUGUCUGGAAAGGUAACUCUGUUGGUAAAGAUUCAGAAACAGGAGAUUAUUUUUUAAUACUGAAGGCCUCACUUGCUGUGUGAUGAGUCAGAAGAAAGGGGAGUUGAGGAGAAAAGGUGAAAGUUUGAUAUCGAAGUAAUGUCCUCAUUCAUGCAGCUCGACAAACCAAAUUUUCUUGUUUUGCCUGCAGCACUGGGACCAGUUUAUCUGAUCAGAUUUGAUGAACCCUGACAUGCAUCAGGAUGAUUGAUUCAGUCUGAAAAUAAUGUUUCAUUUAAAAUAUUGGAAACGAGACCCGAGCAUGUAUCCCCCCCUCAUGUAUCAAUAUUAUCUGCUCUAUACAAUCCCCUGUGUUGUUGUUUUUGGGUUUGUUGAACACCAAGGUAUAUUAUUUUAGUGACAUAAAUCCUGAUUUUCUGUUUGCAGAAAUCGAAGAUUUCAACGUAUGAAAAAAUGUGGGCAUUCAUGAGCAGCAGAAAAAACACAGCUCUGGUGAAAAACAACCGUGAAGGGAUUCAGAGGGUCCUAACCACAGACUACGCUCUUCUGAUGGAGUCAACCAGCAUCGAGUACAUCAGCCAGCGUAACUGCAACCUCACACAGAUCGGAGGCUUGAUAGAUUCGAAGGGUUACGGAGUAGGAACGCCGAUCGGUAAGAGAGAAACGAGAAAAAUACAUCAACAGUAGGAGCUCAAAGGGCUGCACGAUUUUGGCCAAAGAUAAAAUCCCGAUUUUUAGGGGAUUUUGUAGGGGAAGGAAGGUCCCGCCUCCUUCGCCUCUGAUUGGCUGUGAAACGUCAUCACAUGCUCAAGCCGAGCGUGGGCUGUCGGCACUGUACAUCGAACAGAACAUUAUCGCGAUUCUGAAUCUCCUAACCCUAACCCGACAGACGAGGACGAUGACGUUUCAUAGCCAUAAAGAAUAGCCAAUCAGAGCCCAGCACUUCUAGCCAAUCAGAGGCGAAGGAGGCAGGCCCUUCCCCUACCAUCCAAUGAAAAAAAAUCCUUCCUCCCGCAGGAAGGGGGAGCCUAUGGUGGUAGAAAGGAGAAUCGAUUUCACGAUUUUAAUUUUUUUAACAUCGUCAUAAUCAAAUAAUCUGAUUACAAUUUAAAAUCGAUUAAUCGUGCAGCCCUAGUAGCUAAUAUUUGUCGUCUGUCACUGGUAAUAUCAGUAAUGAGGUUUUGCUCCUGUGAUAGGCUCACCUUACAGAGACAAGGUCACCAUCGCCAUCUUGCAGCUUCAGGAGGAAGGGAAGCUGCACAUGAUGAAGGAGAAAUGGUGGCGAGGAAACGGCUGCCCGGAGGAGGACAGCAAAGAGGCCAGCGCUUUGGGCGUGGAGAACAUCGGAGGAAUCUUUAUCGUCCUGGCCGCCGGACUGGUCCUCUCGGUUUUUGUAGCGAUCGGAGAGUUUAUUUACAAAUCUAGAAAAAACCUGGACAUUGAGGAGGUGAGUGUCGGUCAGUGUGAAUGGCACAACAAGUAUUAACUCAAUGGAACUCAGCGGAGGAAGGUUACCGACCUCCCACACAUUUGCUUUGUCGUCGUUGUCUUCAGAGGACUAUUUUAAUCACUGGGCCAACAAAGUUUUCUGAAUGUGUCGAACUGCAUUGUUACAAUCAAAACAGAGAAACUUUUUAACACAGAGUUUAGUCUUUUCAGUAGUUUUGACGUAGAGCGAAGAUCGUUUCAGUCUUAUACGGACAAACACACACCUGAACCCCUUUUUACGAUGACGGAUGGUUUCUGACGUCUGACACCAUCACACUCGACCAUCUUGGCCUUUCUGUUUCUUUUUUUGUUCUUUUGCAAAAACUCUCAUCGUAACUUUGUCUUGUGUGGAGAAAAAUGUCAUUGUCACGCCAUUUAUUGUGGGUAAGUGGUACAUUUAAAGACUUGUUUUUAACAACUGCAGUAUUUGAGAGCCGCUGUUUGAACAUGUUUGCUGUUUUUCAUAUUUAUACACACAGAGACUUUGAAACAACAUCACUACUUCUUACCACUUUUGUAUGUACUCAUGUAUUUUCAAAUAUCUCCGUUUAUUCAAUGACAAUGUCUCCAGUUUGUUAAUGAAAACAUCCUCCUUCAAGAUUUGGUCAAAGUUGACACUCAGGCCAUCGGCUGCCGUGAAUGAUUUCUUUUCUUUUGGUUCUUGUACGAUAUGACGUUCAUGAUCACGCACGCAUUAGUCAUGUUUGAAGUAUAUCAAGUCGACUAAUGUUAUGUGGGAACAUUACACCCUUUAACCUUUUCUCUAUCGUUUUUCUUGGUUUGAUUGCUCCCUUUCCUCCCCUUCUUUUCCUUAACUCGAAAAAGACGCCAUCGUUUAGCUUUUUAUUUCACCUGAGACACUGUUAAACCGCAUCCAAGAGAUCUGAGGUCUUGAUGUAAACCCCAUUUUGCAGUCUUGAGAUACUUUAGUUCUCUUUCAAAGUGUUUUGGGGAGCUACUAUAUGUCAUUACAGAAGGAGGGUUAUGUUGUAAGUCACCUCAGGUAGCACAAUUUGAUCACCGAGGUCUUAUUUUUAGCAAAGACAGAUAUUGAGUUAUUGAUUUACCAAUCGCAGCCGUUGAUAUAGUGAAGUUAUCCAGCCAGGUCCCUAAAUUUGUGAUUUCCUGAAUCCCUUUUAAUAUACCUGCAAGUGGAUUAACUACACACACCAGACACGUGGUUCAAAUGUGUGUCCGCCAUAUCAUACAGACUACAACAGUCAAUAUAUUAUAUUUUACCACCAAACCUGACGGGUAAUUCUGAGUCUUAUUAAAGGACCGCCGUCUCAAUCAGGAGGGUUUGACAGAAUUUCGCCUAGGAAAUAAUUGAGCAACAAUCGUCAUGUAUAUUUAUAAUUGUUUUUUUAAAGAAAUGUAUUUGUCCAAUGCCACAUUAUCGGUUCCUACUGUGAGCCAAUUACAUGAAAAGGCUGUUUUCAUUAUAACUUUUCACUGAUUAAAGAGCGUUGCUUUGAAAAAGGAUUUGGAUGUUAAUAAAGAGGCGCAAAUAAUCAAAAACUGAAGCAUCCAAUAUGCAAAUAAUGACAAAGUUGAAUAAUUCAAGCCAUAAAUAGUGUUGGUUUGAUUUGGACCAGGCUGUUUUCUCUGUGUAUUUCAUUCCUCUUAUUUAAUCCCACUUUGCUUCCACUCUCCCUCUUAGACAGCUGAUUUAUUUCGUUUCUGUGGAGAAUCAAACGAUGGACCUGAGUUUAAUUAAGCAAUCCUGGCAAAAGGACGAGCCAGAGUCACACAGUUUCUUCUUUUACUUCAAAAAAUAAAGUACCUUAAAUAACUCAACACCUUCCACAAGUAUUGACUAUUAAAUUCAUUUGAUUUUAGUGAUUUUUAUCGUAAAUACAAUAAAGAUGAUUCUCAUGUCCUUG
Messenger RNA from Xyrichtys novacula (pearly razorfish), 28709 nucleotides. NCBI's taxonomy places the organism in Eukaryota, Metazoa, Chordata, Actinopteri, Labriformes, Labridae. The record is from the annotation of a GenBank genome assembly.